AUGUUCUCCCCCGUAGCAGGUCCCUCGCGCAUCCCAGACACUCCCCGGCCCACAAAGCAGGCCAGACGGGAUAUUCAUCACCUCGACGUCGCCGGCAGCACGCUCGCGGGCAUGCAACCCGGACCCGGACUCAAGGCGCUCCCGGACGACGUACUGUUGCUUAUAAUCGGGCUCAUCGACGUCGAGGAUAUCAUUGCGCUUCGUUUGUCAUCGAAGCGCUUCGGACCAGUUACACGCUUGCGGUGGGUAUGGGCCGAAGCUCUCACGCGGCAUGUACUCGACAAAGGCCUGCCUGUGCCAGCACCCGUGCGCGAUCUCAAGACAUUAUCGUCAAAGGAGCUGGAGAACCGGACGAGACACGCGACGGCCUUUCAGCGCAACUGGACGUCGGUCCAGCCGGCGCCUAAACGGACGUUCGAAUUCGCGGCUGGGAACGACGGGAUGGAUGAUGUCCCCGAACCCGUGACGCACGUCCGAUUCUUGCCUGGCACCGACGGCCGGCUCGUGCUCUCCGUGCAGCAGAACCGUGUGGUUUGCUGGGAGGUGCCGCUGGGCGGGGAGGACGCCUUUAUCGUCGCGGAGCGCCAUGUUCCCGGUGGCACGAUAUGUGAUGUGCUCGUCAACGAGGACCCUACGAAUCAUGCAACAGUAGUCGUAGCCUGUGCGCGAAGACCAGAGUUCCACCCUCCAACAUCCCAGAUGCGCGAGAUCACUGUCGAGGCAUGGCACAUGGACAAGUUCUACGGCACGUUCACUACCCUCCGGAGCGAUACGCUACUCGAGAACCUCCGCGGCCGCCUACUCCCGCUCAUGCGUCUAUGCGGCGACGUCGCUCUCAUCGGCGAUCCCGUUGCCGUAUGGAACUGGCGUCUACCGGGCACAUACACCAUGCUAAACCCACACAAUAUACAUGCCUCACCCGUUCCCGACCUUCUCCUCGCCGUCAAACCAGUCCGAGAUUACCUCAUCGUAGUCCGCCAAUCGCACCUCCAACUCCUCCCCCUCCCCUCCUUCGACGCCGUCGGUAAACCCGUCCCCCGCCGACGCGAUGCCGGCGCAGUAUACGUCCACCUCCCCGACGCCGCGUCCGAAGCCACCAUCGUCGUGCACCCUCUCACAGACGCCGAGCGUGAGAAGUGGCUGUUCGAUCCCGUGACGGUCGUAUUGCGGAUCGUGAACGACUCGGGGGAAGCGGCGAUACGGACGUUCGAUAUUGCGCCGCGCGCGGCGAACCUGGGCGCGGGAGAGCCGCCGCUGUGUUGUGCGGGGUGCGAAGCGGAUCGGGCGAGGGUGCUCGUGCAACAACUGCCGUUCCGCCCACCCACGGCGCCAAGCGUCACUGUCCCAGCCCUAGCCUCCGCCGGGCGACUCGUGGCAAGCACCGGCUGCGCAGGCAAAGGCCUCUGGCUCGAAACGCAGACCGUGCGCGCGAAGAGGGAGACCUACUGCGUGCGGGCGUUCAUCGGGUUCGAUGUGGGCGCGAAGUAUGUGGCGGAGGAGGGGAGGUGGAGGUUCGGGUUCAGUAUACGGACGAAACCGAUGUAUAAGGCGAGGAUGGGCACGGGGGAGGUCGCGCAGAGGAAGUUUAGGAUUCAGGAUGUUGCGAUGGAGGAUACUGUGGGGAGGAUUGCGGUUGCGGGGCAGGAUGGGAGGGUUAUGGUUAUGGACUAUGCGUAG
Messenger RNA from Peniophora sp. CBMAI 1063, 1677 nucleotides. Lineage: Eukaryota; Fungi; Basidiomycota; Agaricomycetes; Russulales; Peniophoraceae. The record is from the annotation of a GenBank genome assembly.